Chrysochloris asiatica (Cape golden mole) is the source of this 1086-nucleotide messenger RNA. It is a transcript of the gene CUNH16orf89, whose product is annotated as chromosome unknown open reading frame, human C16orf89. Gene Ontology annotation, cellular component: membrane; cytosol. Lineage: Eukaryota; Metazoa; Chordata; Mammalia; Afrosoricida; Chrysochloridae. The record is from RefSeq and is a predicted model, not a curated record. Bases 1 to 1086 code for a protein of 361 amino acids. The transcript is spliced from 8 exons.
AUGUGCGGCCUGGGGCGACUGCUACUGCUCUUGUUACUGACCCCAUUGUGGCUUCAGGUCUCCUCACUGCCACAGCCAGACACCCCAGAGGGCAAGGCCACCACUGCAGGCCUGAUCCUCUCUGCUCUGGAGCGGGCCACCGUCUUUCUGGAGGAGCGGCUGCCAGACUUCAACUUGGACGGCAUAGUGGGCUUCCAGGUGCUACAAGUGCAACUCAGAGGUGUUCACAAGGUGUGGGCCGGGGAGCCCCAGCUGCAGCUGCUGAAUCUGCGUGUGGGAAGGCUGGCCCAGAAGCUGCUGACCCUCCUUCACAGAUCCACCUCCUACCUGAAGCUGAGUGACCCCACCUACCUACAAGAGUUCCAGCCAAUCAUCCAGCCAGGGUUCUGGAAACUUCCGCACUCCUGGACCCGCACCAACGCCUCCAUGGUCUAUCCGACGUUUGAGACCGAAGACGCCUUCUCCGAGAACCACAGUGACCACUGCCUGGUGCAGCUGCUGGGGACCGGGAUGGAUGGCAGUCAGCCCUGCAGACUCCCAGACUUCUGCAGGACUCUGAUGACCAGGACUGGCUGCUCAGGCUACAGCCUGUCCCACCAGCUGAUUUACUUUCUUUUUGCCAGGAUGAUCGGAUGCACAAAGGGACCGUUCCAGCAGAACCAGCACUACAUGGACCUCUUCUGCGCCAACAUGAUGAAUCUGAACCAGAGAGUGGAGGUCGCCAGAUACCCCUACCCUACCCAGGACCUCUUCAUGGAAAACAUCAUGCUCUGUGGAUUUGGUGGAUUCGUUGACUUCUACAAGUUCCCGUGGCUGGAGGCCAUCCUCAGAUGGCAGAAGCAGAGAGAAGGGUGCUUUGGGAAACCUGCUCCUGAAGACAAUGAGUUCUCGAAAGCCGCUCAACACCACCAGCAGUUUCUGACAAGAGUGAAGAGGCGAGAAAAAGUAUUUCCAGGUGGCUGUUCUGCCCACAACACCGCCAUGGCAGUCGGCAGCCUGGGCGGCUUCCUGUAUGCCCUGGCGGAGCGCCCUCCAGCACACAGGAAGCCACUGCAGUCCACACCAUCACCGCCAAGUGUCUUCUGA